GUCCUGGUCCUCGUCGGCGCUGCGGCUCCGUGCAGCUUCCUGCUCUGGUCUGCUCCACAAACAGCCCUUUCUUCUCUCUCCUCCUCGCCGAGGAUCAUGUGCCUCUCUCUGCGGCUGUCUGAGCCUCUGCACCAGGAAGUCAGCCUCUCCUCCUCCAGUUGACGGCCCCGCUCUUCCUCCAUCUUCCCCCGCGGAUGUCUCCUCUCUGAGAGCCCGGAGAGGCUGGAUUAAAGCCCGAGAGACGCUCAUGGAGGCCCCGCUGGAGGAGAAGGAGCCGUCCGUGGAGAAGUCCCUGCCUCUGCCCACCCUGAGCCCGGCCGUGCCCCCCUAUGUGACCCUGGGUCUGACGGUGGUCUACACGGUCUUCUACUCCCUCCUCUUCAUCUUCGUCUACGUCCAGCUGUGGCUGGUCCUUCGCUACAGACACAAACGCCUGAGCUACCAGACGGUGUUCCUGUCCCUGUGCCUGCUGUGGUCAGCCCUGCGGACUCUGCUCUUCUCCUUCUACUUCAGGAACUUUGUGACGGCCAACACGCUGGCCCCGUUCCCCUUCUGGCUGCUCUACUGCUUCCCGGUCUGCCUGCAGUUCUUCACCCUCAGCCUGAUGAACCUGUACUUCGCUCAGGUCGUUUUCAAGGCAAAGUCCAAAUAUGCACCUGAGCUUCAGAGAUACAGGCUGCCGUUGUACCUGCUCUUCCUCUUCAUCAGCCUGCUGUUCCUCAUCGUGAAUCUGGUCUGUGCUCUGCUGGUUAAAACCUCGUCUGCAGAAGUUCACACCAUCGUUCUCAUCAGGGUCGCCAUCAACGACACGCUCUUCGUCCUGUGUGCCGUCUCGCUCUCUGUGUGCCUCUACAAGAUUGCAAAGAUGUCGCUGGCCAACAUUUACCUGGAAUCAAAGGGGACGUCGGUGUGUCAGGUGACGGUCAUUGGAGCCACCGUCAUCCUCCUGUACUCGUCGCGUGCGUGCUACAACCUGGUCGUCCUCGCGCUCUCCAACAAGAGCAUCAACUCCUUUGACUACGACUGGUACAACGUCUCAGACCAGGCUGAUUUGCAGUUGACUCUUGGUGACACCGGGUACAUCGUCUUCGGCGUGGUGCUGUUCGUGUGGGAGCUGCUCCCAACAUCUCUGGUGGUUUUCUUCUUCAGAGUCCGACAGCCGAAUCAGGACAGGAGCGGCUCUGGGAUUCCCAGUCACGUCUUCUCCUCCAGGUCGUACUUCUUCGACAACCCACGGCGUUACGACAGCGACGAUGACCUGGCGUGGAGCGUCAUGCCUCAGAACAUCCAGGCCAGUUUGGCGGCCGACAGCUACGAGUGGGGGAGUCAGAGCAGCGGGAUCAGCGCCUACAUCGGAGGAGACGACGGUUACCUCCUCCCUGCUCCUCCUGAACACCUGGGACAUUACUGACAUUGCUCACCUGUCCACAUGUCUUUUACUCUCUGUAUAUUUUUGCACAGUCUCUGUCGGUGUCAGAGGCACAUCGUGUGGAUGGAUGAAAGCGUCCUCGUCUUACUCUCACUAGAACUAACAGACUUCUCUCUGCCAGUAUGUACAGUCCACUGAUGAGGCGUCACGUUUGCACACUCCUUGUACAAAGUUUGACCUAGUCAUGUCUACUCUUAGACGUUUUACUUGUAUAGAUAUUUAAUAGUGCUAAUAUAUUUCUGACUUUUGUAAAACGUACUGUACUGAUGUUUUAUGUACUGUCUGUGGACACACUCUUUUUCAUACACAUUUUUUACAUAGAGGAGAUUCAUUUAAUUCAUAUUAAAAAAGUGGAAAUGCUGUG
Cheilinus undulatus (humphead wrasse) is the source of this 1793-nucleotide messenger RNA. It is a transcript of the gene gpr137ba, whose product is annotated as G protein-coupled receptor 137Ba. Bases 248 to 1411 code for a protein of 387 amino acids. The record is from RefSeq and is a predicted model, not a curated record. NCBI's taxonomy places the organism in Eukaryota, Metazoa, Chordata, Actinopteri, Labriformes, Labridae. Gene Ontology annotation, cellular component: lysosomal membrane. Gene Ontology annotation, biological process: regulation of autophagy; positive regulation of TORC1 signaling; negative regulation of bone resorption. The transcript has 7 exons.